CAUGCGCUGUUAGUAAUGAAUGGUGGAUUACACACGGGGAAAAGUGGAAGAUAGACUUCAGGGCCUAUGCUGAUGGAGAAGCUGGAAGAAUGGUUGGUAAAGAUGUGCUGCUCGAUUAUUUAGCUGGAGCUGUAUCAGGAUCAGCAGGAGUGUUAUUUGGUCAUCCCCUGGACACCGUCAAAUGUCAGCUACAGGUGCAACAAGCUGGGAACCAGUACAAGGGAUUAUUGGAUUGCUGUAUCACCAUUAAUAAACAAGGACUGGCAAAAGGAUUUUUUCGAGGAUUAUCAUGGCCACUUUUCUCCUAUGGACUUGUCAACUCGAUGUUCUUUGGGACUUACGCCAACACCUUGAAACUUCUGGGUUCCAGUGCUGUACCAGGCUCUGAGCCCCACUUCCUACAUAUUGUGAUUGCAGGUUCUGUGGGAGGUGCGGCUCAGUUGUCAGUUGCCGUUCCUGUAGAGGUCAUCAAGGUCGUCUUACAGUCCCAGAUUCCCCAUCCGUCUAAACAACAUAUCAUAGGUAUAAAUCGUGAUUAUUACAAGGGACCUAAUGAAGGAAUUUUGGAUAUAAUACGUGCUAAAGGUUUCAAAGGAAUGUAUAGAGGGACCGUAGCUCAGCUUUAUCGGGACAUUCCAGCUUCAGCAUCAUAUUUUGCGAUAUUUGAAUAUUCUUCCUAUUACGGACAUAAGUAUUUCCCAGCAAUCAACAGUCAGGUUAUCAACUUUUUAUCAGGAGGUUUAGCAGGGGUCCUAAGUUGGACCCUCAUUUUACCUCUGGAUGUAAUGAAGAGCCGGGUUCAAGCAGACGUGAAAGGAAAUUUAUACACAGGAUUGUGGGAUUGUGCAAAGAAGAGUGUACAGGAAGAAGGAUUUACAGUUUUGUUCCGUGGGUAUUCUGCUGUAGCUACGAGAGCUUUCCUUGUUAAUUCGAUAACGUUGUUAGUCUAUGUUGAACUGUUGAAAGCUUUUAAAGCCGUACAUUUAGCAUAGCUGUGAUAAGUGUACUUUAAUUAAGCAUUAUGCAUACAGGUUUUGUAAGUGAGAGUACUGUAGUAGUUUUUAUAAAAAUGAUCUCUGUUUGGGCAUCUUUUGCCUGACCAAUUACAGCAUUGUUAAUUACUAUGGUAUUUCCCUGUUAUAAGUAAGGCAAAUAUUUUGUUAUGUCUAUUUUGUUUUAUUCAUUAAUAUUAUUUCUACAUGUUGUUGCCAAAAAAAAAGAAAUCGACAAUCAUUGUUUUACUUGAAAAUAGGGCAGAUAUGAAAAUGUAGCAUUUUUAGCUCACCUGUCACAUAGUGACAAGGUGAGCUUUUGUGAUCACGCAUCGUCCGUCCGUCCGUCGUCCGUCCGUGCGUAAACUUUUCCUUGUGACAUCUCUAGAGGUCACAUUUUUUGUGGGAUCUGUAUGAAAGUUGGUCAGAAUGUUCAUAUUGAUGAUAUCUAGGUCAGGUUCGAAACUGGGUCACGUGCCGUCAAAAACUAGAUCAGUAGGUCUAAAAAUAGAAAAACCUUGUGACCUCUCUAGAGGCCAUAUAUUUCACAAGAUCUUCAUGAAAAUUGGUCAGAACGCUCAACUUGAUGAUAUCUAGGUCAAGCUCGAAACUGGGUCACGUGCCAUCAAAAACUAGGUCAGUAGGUCAAAUAAUAGAAAAACCUUGUGACCUCUCUGGAGGCCAUAUAUUUCACAAGAUCUUCAUGAAAGUUGGUCUGAAUGUUCAUCUUGAUGAUAUCUAGGUUGAGUUCGAAACUGGGUCACGUGCCGUCAAAAACUAGGUCAGUAGGUCUAAAAAUAGAAAAACCUUGUGACCUCUCUAGAGGCCAUAUAUUUCAUGAGAUCAUCACGGAAAUUGGUCAGAAUGUUCACCUUGAUGAUAUCUAGGUCAAGUUCGAAAGUGGGUCACGUGCCUUCAAAAACUAGGUCAGUAGGUCAAAUAAUAAAAAACCUUGUGACCUCUCUAGAGGCUAUAUUUUUCAUGGGAUCUGUAAUGAAAGUUGGUCUGAAUGUUCAUCUUGAUGAUAUCUAGGUCAAGUUCGAAAGUGGGUCACGUGCCAUCAAAAACUAGGUCAGUAGGUCAAAUAAUAGAAAAACCUUGUGACCUCUCUAAAGGCCAUAUUUUUUAUGGGAUCUGUAUGAAAGUUGGUCUGAAUGUUUAUCUUGAUGAUAUCUAGGUCAAGUUCGAAACAGGGUCAUGUGCGGUCAAAAACUAGGUCAGUAGGUCUAAAAAUAGAAAAACAUUGUGACAUCUCUAGAGGCCAUAUUUGUGAAUGGAUCUUCAUGAAAAUUGGUCAGAAUGUUCAUCUUGAUGAUAUCUAGUUCAAGUUCGAAAGUGGGUCACGUGCCUUCAAAAAGUAGGUCAAUAGGUCAAAUAAUGAAAAAACGUUGUGACCUCUCUAGAGGCAAUAUUUUUCAUGGGAUCUGUAUGAAAGUUGGUCUGAAUGUUUAUCAACUGGGUCAUGUGGGAAGAGGUGAGCGAUUCAGGACCAUCAUGGUCCUCUUGUUAAAUUAGCUUGUUAGAGGGAUCUGUUAGCGUUUGUAAAUUUCAUUGUUGUAAAUGUUACACAAACCUGGGUUGAUUAUUGUAAAGCAGUAGUUUGGAGACCAGUCUAAGAACAGCAGCAGUUGACUGGUUGCUUUUGAGCACAAAUUUGAAAUUAACCAAUGGCAAGUCUGCAUUCUUAGACUGUGUCCAAUCUUACAAGUCUUAUGUCUCAGAAAAUAAAUAAAGUUAGUCUGUUAUUUAUAAGGUUUUUGACUGUAUUUACUUAUUGUUGAAAUAUGUUUUAAUGAAUACACAACACAGUUUGUUGAUGUUCUAUAUACUGAUUUUUUUUCUUCUGUUUUUUUUUUCCCCCAAGAUUUUUUCAUGAUGUUUGAAGUGUUCUAGCCAUCAACAUCAUUGUAUAUAUUUUUAUUUCACCUUUUUCAAAGGAUAGAGUUUCAUUAAGAAUAAUAUUAUGUUCAUUUUUAUAAAUGGGUAUUUUUAAAUUUCACUGAAAGAUACAUUCAUUGUUAUUGUAAAUAAUAUUUUACCUCAGUUUAUUAAUGUUUUAUUGCACAUUUUUUAUCCAGAAUUACUGCAUUAUUAUGAAUUUCUAUGUGUAUAUUUUAAAUAUAAUUUUGACUUUUUACAAGUAAAUUCAAAUGAAAUUAAGUGUUUUUACUUGCAUUUUUGGUUGGGGGCAAUUUAAGUGUUGCCAUGGUGACUGAUUGUUUUGAAUUAUUUAAUCAUAUGACAAAAGUUAUUUUGAUACUAUCCAGAAAUCCCACUACACUUCAGUAAUGUUUUAUUGUGAUUAUAUGUUGAAUUUAUGUUAAUAAUGAACCCCAUCAUGACUAAAGGUACCAUACAGUGAAUUAUCAGUUUUAAAGUAAAAGGUCAGCACAAAAUACCAGGCAUGCGUAGGGGAGAGGGAGACCUAGUAUUUGCAUUCCUGUCUGUGUCUGUCCGUCUGUCAGUUAAAUAUAUCUUAAAUUCUUUGAAGGAUUUUCUUGAAAAUAAAGUUGUGUUGAUUGCAUUAAGUCAAUUAGCAGAACCAAUAGCCUUAGGUCAGGGUCUCAAGGUAAAAGGUUUUAGCUGUAGUGAUAAAAUUCCAUGUUUCUUGCAAAACCAUGGGAGGAUUUUUUAACUGUUUGAUAAACGCUUUUAUAACUGUUUGAUAAGCUGGAAAAUUAUGUCCACAAGAUAAAGCAUUUUGCAACUUACAACUGUUUCAUAUUGGGCAAUGAUCAGGGUCACAGUUUGUUGGACUGCAAUGGCUAAAUAAAACCUCUUACCGGUAAUAUCUUUACGGGAAUAAACAUUUUCUUCAACCUAUAAUGGUUUAACAACAAUAAGUUUGGUAGGGAUACAGUCUUGUUGGAUACUUAUGUUUUUUAAAUGAUUGCUCAAUGUAUAUAAAAAUUCAAACCAAAGAAGCAAAAUAUCAAAAAGAUUCCAUUUAUGAUGCAUAUCAUGGUCAAUUAAUUAGAAAAUAUAAAAGACAGUAUGUUCAUGACUCCAUUGUGUGGCAUUUUGCAAAAUCCCAGGCUGGAAAUGUCAAACAUUUUGUAGAGUGACUAGCUUUGUUAGUAAGUUUUACAAAAUGCUUAAAAAUUUCAGGCAUUUUACAUAAUUAUAGAUAUAUACAUGAUUUUUUUUAAUAUUCAGGAAGUUUUGCUAUAUGUGAGGACAAUCUGUUUCAGAAAUUGUUAUUAUAAUAUAUAAAUCUGCUCCUGCACAUGGAAUUUUAACAUUUAUUUAUUUUAUUUGCAUAUAAGGUCAUUUUUAUGCCCCCGCAUAGCAUAGCAUUGGUGCUGUCCGUACAUCCCGAAAUCUUGUGUCCAACUCAUCCCACACUGCACACCUGAUUUACUUCAAACUUUCACAGAUGAACAAGCUUGAUAUGCAGAUGACCAUGAAGGAAGGAACCUAAGCUGUGACUAUUUUCACUGCAGUUAAGACUCUUUGGUAGUUUUGGACUUUUGGUAUAUAAAAUAUAGAGAUAAAUCUUGUGUGUCCAACUCCUCAUACACUAUUUAAAGGAUAUGGUUGAAAAUUUUACAGAUGAAGAACCUUGAAUAUGACCACAGAUAAUGGACUUUUUAGUGUGCUAUUUUUUUCUAGAAUUAAGGUCCUUUCUUCAUUUCACCAAAUAAGCCACAGUGAAGAAAUUUGGUUUUUUCAACUCCUCAUACACUUUCUGAAGGAAUGGAUUAGAAGUUGCUCAGAUACACAACCUUAUCUGAAUACAAUUUACUUCAAACUUUAAGUCGAACAUCCUUCAUGUGAAUAUGGUUUGUGCUAUGCUAUUUAGAGGAUGAUGCAGUAUGUGGGGGCAUACAUGAAUUGAACACAAUUCUAGUCAAUAGUCUGAACUACUGCAUGGUUGUGUUGUUGUUUUUUAAUCCGGUAUAACUCGAUUUUUAUAUUGCGAUAAAAACAAAAAUCAAGCAAUUCUAAAUGUGUUCUGUUCUGUACAUGAACAAUUUUUAUAAAUCUUUGUUUUACUGUAAAAGGUGGUUUUUCAUAAUCAGUGAAUUUGUUUGUUUUAUUAAUUGGUAUUUUUAAAUUUCAGUGUAAAGUACUUUUAAUGUUCAUAAUUUACCUAAAGAGUUUUGUUGCUGUUCUCUAUUUUUUGCCAUAAUUAAUGUAUGAUACACAUUUCUUUUUAUGCCCCCGAAUGGAGGCAUAUAGUUUUUGAACCGUCUGUCAGUCUGUCGGUCUGUCAGUCUGUCCGCAAUUUUCGUGUCCGGUCCAUAUCUUUGUCAUUGAUGGAUGGAUUUUCAAAUAACUUGGCAUGAAUGUGUACCACAGUUAGACGACGUGUUGUGCGCAAGACCCAGGUCCGUAGCUCAAAGGUCAAGGUCACACUUAGACGUUAAAGGAUAGUGCAUUGAUGGGCGUGUCUGGUCCAUAUCUUUGUCAUCCAUGGAUGGAUUUUCAAAUAACUUGGCAUGAAUGUGUACCACAGUAAGACGACGUGUCGCGCGCAAGACCCAGGUCCGUAGGUCAAAGGUCCUAAACUCUAACAUCGACCAUAACUAUUCAUUCAAAGUGCCAUCGGGGGCAUGUGUCAUCCUAUGGAGACAGCUCUUGUUUCUUUUUUUUUAAUGUCAGUUUGUCAUUUAACCAAGUAAUAACUGAAUUCAAUGAAAAUAAGUUAUUUUUACAUGGGCAUUUAAUAAUGCAGUAUUAAUGUCAUCAGUGUUGUGCAUUAUUUAGAAAAAAUGUUUGUGACAUGAAUCACUAUCUUUCUUUUUAUUCCUAUGCAUUAUCACUUUUUAAGGCAUCUAGUGUAUAUUUUGUAUCUACAUUUUGUCUUUCCAAGUGGGAAAUGGUACUUUUUAGCCAAAAUUAGAAUUAUAGAGGUUAUAUAGUUUGUAAUAUUAUUGUGUGAUUAACAGCAUAUUUUGUUACCGAAACUUAAUUUUCAUUCCAUUCAUUCAAGGUAAAGGUCAUGUAGGGGUUGCUGUGGCGAGGUGGUUAAGACAGCUGACCUUAAAUCACUUACACCUUACUGCUGUUGGUUCAAAACCUUUAUUGGGAUGUAGAAUUCUUUCAUGUGAAGAAUCCAUCCAGCUGACUUGAGGAAGGCACGUUGUUCAACCCAGGGGCCUGCCCUUGGUGAAAUUAUGCCUGGAGGGGCACCUGAGGCCUUCCUCCACCAUCAAAAGCUGGAAAGUCACCAUAUGACUUAUAAUUGUUUUAGUCUGAUGUUAAACCAAACAAAAACAAAUGAAGGUCGAAAGUUUAAGCAAAAGACUGAGCCACAUAUUACAUGUUUAGUUUAUAUGUCCUUAAUUCCUGGAAGGCUUUUCAUACGAGUUUCAUAAAACUAAAGCAGUGUGUUCAUUGUACAAAGUUUAAAGUGCAAAACCAUUACUGCAGUCAUGUGGGCUUACGGUUAAGGAUACAGUUCAAGGUAAUUUGUCAAUAACCAGCAUUUCUUGUAUAGACUGUAGCAGCUUUACAAAACCUCUGGAGUAAAUAUUUUCUACAACCUCUCAAGGCUGUACCAUCAAAAAUUUCACCAAUUCAAAGAAGUAAAUUUUCAAAAGUUACAAAAAUGUAAUUCUAUGAUAAAUUAUAUAUUCUAUCUACGUUAUAUUUAUGAACCAUUGCUAUAUGUUUGUCUACCAUUUGAUAAAAAGUUAUAAACAUGAUCAACAAGUUGUCACAUUUAUAACAAUCAUUCUUACAUUUGCAUGCUUGAUCAGUUUAAUUUAAUCAGGUCAUAUUUGUGGGUUAACCAGAAUAAUCCAGAUUUUUAUGCCCCCUGUUGAAGAAGGAGGGGUAUAUUGUUUUGAAGAUGUUGGUUGUUCGGUCUGUAGACCAAUCUUUUUCCGGAUGAUAACUCAAGAACGCUUUGGCCUAGGAUAAUGAAAGUUGAUAGGGAGGUUGGUCAUGACCAGCAGAGGACCUAUAUUGAUUUUGAGGUUAGUAGGUCAAAGGUCAAGGUCACAGUGUCCCGGAACAAUUAAAAGUGUUUCUGACUGAUAAGUCAAGAACGCUUAGGCCUAGGAUCAUGAAAGUUGACAGGGAUGAUGGUCAUGGCCAGCAGAUGACCUCUAUUGAUUUUGAGGUCAGUAGGUCAAAGGUCAAGGUCACAGUGACCUGGAACAGUUGAAUGGUUUCCGGGUGAUAACUCAAGAAUGCUUGUGCCUAGGAUCAUGAAAGUUGAUAGGGAAGUUGAUCAUGACCAGCAGAUGACCCCUGUUAAUUUUGAGUUCAGUAGGUUUAAAGGUCAUGGUCACAGUGAGCGGAAACAGUUAAACUGUCUCCAGAUGAUAACUCGAGAAUGCUUGGGCCUAGGAUCAGGAAACUUAAUAGGGAGGUUAAUAAUGACCUGCAAAUGACCCCUAUUGAUUUUGAGGUCAGUAGGUGAAAGGCCAAGGUCACAGUGGCCCGGAACAAUUAAACCGUUUCCAGAGGCUAACAAGAACGCUUGGGCCUAGGAUCACGAAACUUAAUAGGGAGGUUGACCAUGACCAGCAGAUGACCCCUAUUGAUUUUGAAGUCAGGAUAUCAAAUGUCAAGGUCAAGAUCUACCAGAACAGUAGAUAUUUUUUUGCUAGAUAACUAGAGAAUGCUUUGGUCUAAGAUCACAUUUGAUACGGAGGUCACUUAUGACUGGUAAAUGACCCAUAAUUAUUGAUUUGAGGUCAGUAUGUCAAACGUCCAAUGCACAGUGACCAAAUAAUUUCUGUUCCUUGUGCAGUUACUGAAUGCAUCAAGGGGGUGCGUUUUGUGUUCUACAAGCUCUUGUUUGUUUCUUAUCUGGAAAUUAUUCUUUGAGCCAAAGCCAGGAAUGUUAAACAAGUCAGUUAUUUUGUGAUAUUUUUUGUGAUUUACAUUAUAUUUUGUUUAUAAUCAUAUUGCUGACUGUUUUAUUCUGUAUUUUUGAGAAAAUUACGAGAUUUAAUCAAUUUUUGCAUGGAAUUUGUAUGUUUGAAUCAGAAUGUUUUUAUAUGAGUUGACACAAAACCGUAACAGUGCCAUUGUGCAAUAUUUGGGUUAAAAUCCAACAGCACUUUUUAAAAGAUUGUUAAUAUUUUACCUUGAUUACAUUCAGCAUUUAUUUUUCAGCAAGGGGAUGCGUACAACAGAAGAAAGUUUUGAUAAAAAAAAUACUUGUCUUUACAAAUUUAAUAAAAAAUCAUUAUCUAUCAACCAAAGAUUACAUUAUUUUGACAGAUUUAUGGUGCUUUAAACUUGGAUAUUCAGCCUUUAUCUUUUUUCCUAUGAUAAACACUGGUAUUUAUUGUUAUUAUUAUCAGACAGAACUGUUAAAAAAGCUUUGCUUUCAUUACCUAUGUAGAAUAAUACACUAAGCAGGGUUUUCCUUGAUGCACAAUUUUGUGUUUUAGCACAGCAUGUUCCCAAAUUACUCUGAAUGGGUCACUGAUGACGCAAGUGAACUCUGGACCAAAUUUUUGGCGAUGCUAAUUUUCAUACCCAAUCUAAUUUAAGUAAGCACUGGUUUGCAUAUCAGUAUGAAUCAGUAACAUGGACUGCGACUACAUAGUUUAAGACAAAUUUUCUAUAGUGUCCAAUUAUCAGGUACAUGUUAUGGUCUGUAUACACUGUAAACUGGUCUAUACUAGGUAAUAAGGCAGACUGUGUCGAAAGUUUAUCAGUCUGAUACACCUAAAGAUGUCUUGAUCAAGUAAAUCGUUCAACAACAAAAUUUGCUCAAAAUAUAUGUUUCUGUUGCCUGCUUCAUGUAUGAAGAAAGCGCUGUGUAGCCACGAGGUUCAUGCUCAAAGUCGUGUUUGAACAAACAUGCCUGACUUUAUAUUGAAAGCAUUGACAGUCUUGGCUGUGUUAGGCCACUCAGGCUCUGUUUAUAUACAUUAAUUUCUCUUUCCUCCUUUCUGAUUAGUUUAUUAUAAAUUUAAACCAAAUGAACACCUAAAUUUGAAAAUGACUCCCCAAGGCCAAACAUGAAGGUGUCGUAAUAACCACCUUCAAAUAUUUUUUAGGGAAAACCCUGCACUACACCUUAAUGGCCCUUCGUGAGGAUUUCAAAUUUUCAAAAACUUGCACAGGUUAGAUUUUUUUAAAGCUUCAUCAGCUUAAAUUACUGCAACAAUCAAAACUUUUUAUUUAUGUUUCUUAAAAUCUUAAUUCCAAACCCAUUUUUUGUUUUCAUAAAUCUUAAAGUUAUUCAGUCAACUUUAUUAUCCUGUUCUUGAGAAUCAAAAAAUAUUUUAUCACAGCUUUGUAGUAUCUGUUUUUGUCAUCUAAAAUUUUGAAAUAUUAAUCAUCAGCUUGAAAUCAGGGAUUAAUUAAAUUAAAUGUCUUAUUGGACAAAAAUCACAUAUAUCUUUUACCUUUAGAACUACCGGUAAUUUGAUACAGACUUUAAACAAUAAGAGAAAUUGUGAUUUUUAUACACGUGUGUAGCAAAUCCCUAUAAAUAACAAAUAAGAGCUGGCUAAAAUUAUUAGCUCACCUGUCACAAAGUGACAAGGUGAGCUUUUGUGAUCGCGCGGUGUCCGUCGUCCGUCCAUCCAUGCGUGCGUCCGUCCGUAAACUUUUGCUUGUGACCACUCUAGAGGUCACAUUUUUCAUGGGAUCUUUAUGAAAGUUGGUCAGAAUGUUCAUCUUGAUGAUAUCUAGGUCAAGUUCGAAACUGGGUCACGUGCCUUCAAAAACUAGGUCAGUAUGUCUAAAAAUAGAAAAACCUUGUGACCUCUCUAGAGGCCAUAUAUUUCACAAGAUCUUCAUGAAAAUUGGUCAGAAUGUUCACCUUGAUGAUAUCUAGGUCAAGUUCGAAACUGGGUCACGUGCCUUCAAAAACUAGGUCAGUAGUUCUAAAAAUAGAAAAACCUUGUGACCUCUCUAGAGGCCAUAUAUUUCAAAAGAUCUUCAUGAAAAUUGGUCAGAAUGUUCAUCUUGAUGAUAUCUAGGUCAAGUUCGAAACUGGGUCACGUGCCUUUAAAAACUAGGUCAGUAGGUCUAAAAAUAGAAAAACCUUGUGACCUCUCUAGAGGCCAUAUAUUUCAAAAGAUCUUCAUGAAAAUUGGUCAGAAUGUUCACCUUGAUGAUAUCUAGGUCAAGUUCGAAACUGGGUCACGUGCCUUUAAAAACUAGGUCAGUAGGUCUAAAAAUAGAAAAACCUUGUCACCUCUCUAGAGGCCAUAUAUUUCAUGAGAUCUUCAUGGAAAUUGGUCAGAACGUUCACCUUGAUGAUAUCUAGGUCAAGUUUGAAACUGGGUCACGUGCCAUCAAAAACUAGGUCAGUAGGUCAAAUAAUAGAAAAACCUUGUGACCUCUCUAAAGGCCAUUUUUUUCAUGGGAUCUGUAUGAAAGUUGGUCUAAAUGUUCAUCUUUAUGAUAUCUAGGUCAAGUUCGAAACUGGGUCACGUGCCAUCAAAAACUAGGUCAGUAGGUUUAAAAUUAGAAAAACCUUGUGACCACUCUAGAGGCCAUAUAUUUCAUGAGAUCUUCAUGAAAAUUGGUCAGAAUGUUCACCUUGAUGAUAUCUAGGUCAAGUUCGAAACUGGGUCACGUGCCUUCAAAAACUAGGUCAGUAGUUCUAAAAAUAGAAAAACCUUGUGACCUCUCUAGAGGCCAUAUAUUUCAAAAGAUCUUCAUGAAAAUUGGUCAGAAUGUUCAUCUUGAUGAUAUCUAGGUCAAGUUCGAAACUGGGUCACGUGCCUUUAAAACUAGGUCAGUAGGUCUAAAAAUAGAAAAAACCUUGUGACCUCUCUAGAGGCCAUAUAUUUCAAAAGAUCUUCAUGAAAAUUGGUCAGAAUGUUCACCUUGAUGAUAUCUAGGUCAAGUUCGAAACUGGGUCACGUGCCUUUAAAAACUAGGUCAGUAGGUCUAAAAAUAGAAAAACCUUGUCACCUCUCUAGAGGCCAUAUAUUUCAUGAGAUCUUCAUGGAAAUUGGUCAGAACGUUCACCUUGAUGAUAUCUAGGUCAAGUUUGAAACUGGGUCACGUGCCAUCAAAAACUAGGUCAGUAGGUCAAAUAAUAGAAAAACCUUGUGACCUCUCUAAAGGCCAUUUUUUUCAUGGGAUCUGUAUGAAAGUUGGUCUAAAUGUUCAUCUUUAUGAUAUCUAGGUCAAGUUCGAAACUGGGUCACGUGCCAUCAAAAACUAGGUCAGUAGGUUUAAAAUUAGAAAAACCUUGUGACCACUCUAGAGGCCAUAUAUUUCAUGAGAUCUUCAUGAAAAUUGGUCAGAAUGUUCACCUUGAUGAUAUCUAGAUCAAGUUCGAAAGUGGGUCACGUGCUUUCAAAAACUAGGUCAGUAGGUCAAAUAAUAGAAAAACCUUGUGACCUCUCUAGAGGCCAUAUUUUUCAUGGGAUCUGUAUGAAAGUUAAUCUGAAUGUUCAUCUUGAUGAUAUCUAGGUCAAGUUCGAAAGAGGGUCACGUGCCGACGAUAACUAGGUCAGUAGGUCAAAUAAUAGAAAAACCUUGUGACCUCUCUAAAGGCCAUAUUUUUCAUGGGAUCUGUAUGAAAAUUGGUCUGAAUGUUCAUCUUAAUGAUAUCUAGAUAAAGUUCGAAACAGGGUCAUAUGCGGUCAAAAACUAGGUCAGUAGGUCUAAAAAUAGUAAAACCUUGUGACCUCUUUAGAGGCCAUACUUGUGAUUUGAUCUCCAUAAAAAUUGGUCAGAAUGUUCACCUUGAUAAUAUCUAGGUCAAGUUUGAAACUGGGCCACGUGCCUUUAAAAACUAGGUCAGUAGGUCAAAUAAUAAAAAAACCUUGUGACAUCUCUAGAGGCCAUACUUUUCAUGGGAUCUGUAUGAAAGUUGGUCUGAAUGUUCAUCUUGAUGAUAUCUAGGUCAAGUUUGAAACUGGGUCAACUGCGGUCAAAAACUAGGUCAGUAGGUCUAAAAUUAUAGAAGAACCUUGUGACCUCUCUAAAGGCCAUAUUUUUCAAUUGAUCUUCAUGAAAAUUGAUCUGAAUGUUCACCUUGAUGAUAUCUAGGUCAUUUUCGAAACUGGGUCACGUGCGGUCAAAAACUAGGCCAGUAGGUAUAAAAAUAGAAAAACCUUGUGACCUCUCUAGAGGCCAUAUUUUUCAUGAGAUCUUCAUGAAAAUUAGUGAGAAUGUUCACCUUGAUGAUAUCUAGGUAAAAUUCAAAACAGGGUCACAUACCUUCGAAAACUAGGUCAAUAGGUCAAAUAAUAGAAGAACCUUGUGACCUCUCUAGAGACCAUAUUUUUCAAUGGAUCUUCAUGAAAAUUGGUCAGAAUUUUUAUCUUGAUAAUAUCUAGGUCAAGUUCAAAACUGGGUCACAUGAGCUCAAAAACUAGGUCACUAUGUCAAAUAAUAGAAAAAACGACGUCAUACUCAAAACUGGGUCAUGUGGGAAGAGGUGAGCGAUUCAGGACCAUCAUGGUCCUCUUGUUGAAUAACUUGAAACAAGUAGAUUAACAUGUGUAAGUUUGGUUUAACAGAUUAAGCUAAAUAUGUAAGGCUAUUUUUUUGUGAAGAGCUUGAUAUAUUCUGAAUCUUGACAUCUCAGAGGUUUAUUGAAAUAAAGAUGGAAAUCUGAUAAAUCCAUAAAAAUAUGAUAUUUGAACCUCUGUAAUUUUGCAGUGUAAGCAGUAUUUUUUGUAUAAUUCCAGAACAUAUUUUAUAAUAAAUGAAAUAUCAGUCAAA
Messenger RNA from Mercenaria mercenaria, 12602 nucleotides. RefSeq names its product solute carrier family 25 member 45-like. Lineage: Eukaryota; Metazoa; Mollusca; Bivalvia; Venerida; Veneridae. Gene Ontology annotation, molecular function: transmembrane transporter activity. The transcript is spliced from 5 exons. The record is from RefSeq and is a predicted model, not a curated record. The coding region runs from base 90 to 992 and encodes 300 amino acids. Gene Ontology annotation, biological process: transport.